GUGCGUGUGCGUGUACGUGUGUGUAUGUGGGAGUGUGUGUGUGUUGCAAGGGGCAAAUGGUACUAGGCAGGAGGAGAGUUGGCUCUGAUGCGGCCCAACCUGUUCUCCUGGCUUGCUUUCAGGCAUUUAACUGCAGCUCCAUCCCAUCGGGCUGGCAGAGCAGCAGUGAUACGCUGAGGAGGAGACAUCUGUCCCGGGGCUUACCUGCCAGCAGCACACGAUAACUCUGCUCUGGUUUGGAGUUUCUAUGGUUUCUUGUGUAAAGUCCAGGAUAUGUGGAUGUAACUACAUCUAAGACAUCAUGAGCGGGGACAAGAAGAGUAGAGGUUUCUCAGAAAGCCUGUACCUAGACGACUCUGAGAAAGGAGUCUUCAGUAAAGGAAUGACCGAUGACACAAAUGCUGCGAUGAGUGGCCUCCACGUAGGGGAUGAGAUUGUUGCAGCCACCAUACACCUAGACCACCUCAACAAAAAUGAAGUGCUGAAUAUCCUGAGGGUCCUGGAGCCGUAUGAUCACAACAUGAAGUUUCUGACAAAGAAGCAGCUAAACGCCAGCGCUGGCCUUGGCUCCCUGGGAUUAGACCUCACAGACUCUACAAAGAUGCUCAACCUCAAGAAGGAUCUGUCACUGGAUGCAUCAGCUGAGGCACCAGUUAUUUCCCUUAAUGGCCUGAGUGGAAAGCUAAAUGCUGAAAAGGGGUCGGGGGGUGAAAUAGGUGGUCCCACUCUCAAUGGAGACCUUCCCAGUCUCAGUCUAAAUAAGCACUCAGCUGAGGCUGGUGCCAAGUUCAAAAUGCCCUCCCUAGGACUGAGUGGACCAGAUGUAAAAGGAGAUCUAGAUGGCAGACUCAAAGCCCCUGAUGUCAGGGUCUCAACUCCCAAACUCAACACCCCCAUUUCCUCACUCGAGAACCCUGAUAUCAAGACAGGCAACAUGGAAUACAAUGCCCCGAAAUUCUCGAUGCCACACUUCAAUCUGCCUCAACUCAAAACACCAAAAGCAAAAAUGGAUGUUUCUGGUGAUCUCCCAUCUGUCAGUGGAAAUGUAAAGACCCCAGACCUCAAUCUGGCGGCCCCAGAAUUAGAUCUUAAGAGUCCAGAUUUAAACCUAAAUGGGCCAAAGGUGGAUCUGAAUGGUCCUAAUGUAAAUUUAGGAACCCCAAAUGCUGACAUUGAGGCACCCUCAGGCAAAGUCAAGUGGCCCCAUUUAAAAUGGAAAGGUCCCAAAGUUAAAGGACCGGAUGCCAACUUAAAUUCUGACCUAUCUGCACCUGAUUUAAGCCUCACCAAACCAAAGAUCGAUGGGGAUCUUAGUGAACAAGAUGUUGACAUUAACUGUCCCAAAACUGACAUCAAAAGCCUUGAUCUAGAUCUUCAAAACCCAAAUCUUGACAUUGAUGCUCCAUCUGGUAAAAUCAAUUGGCCUCAUUUGAAAUGGAAGAAACCCGGACUUAAUGGCUUAAAAGCUGAUUUGGCUUCAGAUGCAAACCUAAACACACCUUCUCUUCCCAAAGUGGAAGGUGGAAUAAAUUCCCCCAAUUUUGACAUUAAUUUGCCAAAGGCAGACCUUAAAGGCCCUGAUCUAGACAUGCAAACCCCAAAUAUUGAUGUAGAUGCUCCAUCUGGUCAAAUAAACUGGCCUCACCUCAAAUGGAAGAAGCCCAAACUUCAAGGCCCAAAAGCAGACUUGGGCAUAGAUGCAGACCUAAACACACCAAAUGUAAAUGUCUCAGCGCCAAAGAUAAAUGCACCAAAUGCUGAGCUGAAUCUCCCAAAAUCUGAACUUAAUGGCCCCAAGGUAGAUUUUGAUGCCCCAGAUCUUGGGAUUGAUGCUCCAUCAGGGAAAAUUAACUGGCCUCAUCAGAAGUGGAAGAAACCCAAACUUAAUGCCCCUAACGCUGAUAUGGACCUGAAUGCAGAUCUGAGCACACCUGAUGUUGAUCUCUCUGUUCCAGAUGUUGAUCUGAAUUCACUCAAAGCUAAUGUAGAUCUUAAAGCACCAAAUGCUGACAUUGAUGCUCCUUCAGGCAAAAUCAAGUUCCCAACACUCAAAAAGCCCAAGAUCCAUCUUUCUGGGGCAAAGGUGAAAGGCCCAGAUGUUGACCUUGAUGCAGAUGUUAAAGCACCUGAUCUCAGUCUCUCUGCUCCAUCACUUAAUGGACCUGAUGUUGAUCUGAAUUUACCCAAAGCUAAUGUAGAUGUUAAAGCACCAAAUGCGGACAUUGAGGCUCCUUCUGGCAAAAUCAAGUUCCCAACACUCAGAAAGCCCAAGUUCCAGUUUCCUGGGGCAAAGGUGAAAGGCCCAGAUGUUGACCUUGAUGCAGAUGUUAAAGCACCUGAUCUCAGUCUCUCUGCUCCAUCACUUAAUGGACCUGAUGUGGAUCUGAAUUUGCCCAAAGCUAAUGUAGAUCUUAAAACACCAAAUGCUGACAUUGAGGCUCCUUCUGGCAAAAUCAAGUUCCCAACACUCAGAAAGCCCAAGUUCCAGUUUCCUGGGGCAAAGGUGAAAGGCCCAGAUGUUGACCUUGAUGCUAGUUUAAAAACACCUGAUCUCAGUCUCUUUAGUCCAUCACUCGAGGGACCUGAUGUUGAUCUGAAUUUACCCAAAGCUAAUGUAGAUCUUAACGCACCAAAUGCUGACAUUAAGGCUCCAUCUGGGAAGUUUAAACUUCCAACUUUUAAAAAGCCAAAGUGGUCAGUCUCAGGUCCUAAUGUUAAUAGUCCAGAUGCAAAUCUAAAUGCUGAUGUUUCAGCCCCUGACUUGAGUCUCAGAGCUCCAAAGUUUGAUGGUGAGAUAAACGCACCAGAUGUAAAUCUAAACUUACCCAAAGCUGACCUGGAAAGCCCUAAGUUAGACAUUAAUGUUCCAGAUGUUGAAGGUCCUUCUGGAAAAUUAAAAUGGUUCAACUUCAAUAAACCCAAACUUGGCUCACUGAAGGGUCCAAAGGGUGGCAUUGAUGCUGAUGUGAAGGUACCUGACAUGGACCUCAGGGCACUUGAUGCGAAUUUGAGUGCACCGAAUUUUUCAGCUCCAAACAUUGAGGGUGGGAUUAAGGCUCCAGACCUCAGCAUCGGCAUUCCAAAUGCUAAAGUGGAAGGUCCAGAUGUAGAUCUUAGUGGUCCAAAUAUUAACCCAGAUAUUAACAUGCCCGAUGGUAAGAUGAAGUUCCCUAAACUUAAAUUCCCCAAAUUCAGUGGGCCAAAAGCCAAGGCUCCUGAAUUGGAUGCUAAUUUAAAAGCACCAGACAUUGAUGCCAGUCUUGUCUUACCUAAAGGUGAUGUGGAUGCACCUAAUGUAGACCUAAAAGCAUCAGGUCUCUUCUCUGCACCAAAAGUUGGUCUUGAUGCACCGGAUCUCGAUAUCAAUUUACCAAAAGCUGAUCUAAAAGGUCCCAAUGUAGACCUUCAAGGUCCAGAAGUUGACUCCCUAGCUGGAAAAAUCAAGAUACCCAAAAUAAAUAUACCAAGAUUUAAAAAGGACCUAAAAGGACCUAGUAUUGAUGUUGAUGCUGACAAUGUCUCUUUUCCUGAUGUAAACCUUAAAUUGCCAACAGCUGAUGCCAAAGCACCUAACUUGAAUCUUUCUGCCCACACUAUUAAAGGUGAACUCAGUACUCCAGAUCUGGAUGCUGAUCUUAAGACAGAUAUUAACCUUUCAGCCCCAAAAACAAACAUCAGUGGGCCAGACUUCAAUCUUUCUACACCAAAGAUUAAGGCUCCACACAUGAACCUUAAUCUGCCCACAGCUGAUGUAAAGGGAUCCAGUCUGGAUCUACCAAAAGCAGACUUGCAGGUACCUGAUCUCAACUUGAAUGCACCAGCUCUCAGCCUGUCUUCACCAAAAAUUGAUGGAAACCUCUCAGCACCAAACAUAGACACCAAGUUGCCAAAAACUAAACUGGAAGCACCAAAUGUGGAUAUCAACCUGCCCAAAACAGACCUCAAUGGACCUGAUGCACAGUUAAAGACACCAGGUCUAGAUUUUGAUUCCCAUCUGGGGGAAUUUACUAUGCCUCAUUUUAAGGUUCCAAAACUGGGACUUUCAAGUCCUGAAGUAGAAGUUCCGAGUGUUCAUCCUUCAGUGGAGGCUGGAAUCAAGGCACCAAAGGUCAACAUAGGCACUACUAUGGAAAACAUCAAAGGACCCGAAGAUCCAAAUGUAGAUGCCAAUCUUGAAAAUUCUAAAUUGUAUCCUGUAUUUAAAGUCCACAGACUACCCAGGAACAGCCUUGAUGACAUUGCAGGAAGUAGUGAUACCUUAGGCUUGUUAAAACUUAACACAGAGGCAAAGGAUUAUAUCGUCAGCAAAGGGAUACGCUUGCCAGUGGUAAAUGCUACAUCAAAAGCAGGAGGAAAGAUUGACCUCAUGGAGAGAUUGAAAAUGUCAAAGAACAAAGCAACCUCAGUUACCCUCCCACCAUCUGAUGUCGAUCUCAAGCUCUCCGCCCCAAGUCUUGAUGUCAGUGCCUUGACAAAAGAAGGAGAUUCGGCUUUGGUGAGAGGAGGUACUUUCAAAGUAGAGAAGCCAGAGUCUGCGCUGGGCUUGGUAGCCCCUGAGAUUUCAGCAUUAGGUGCAAAUGACAAAUUGUCAUUGAGCCUCUCCAACAUGCUCGGCCUUGAUAUCAAAGAUUCCGAUGCUGACUGAUUCCUUCUAGGCUAACGUGAUGGGUAAAGCUUCAGUCCAGAAACAUUGUAAAUACAUCUAACUUUACAAGUUUUCUUCCCUAAGUUUGGGACCCUAAACUCAGAUGUUGACAUAAUGAUAUAAGGUUUAUCUAUGCUUGCUACAGUUUUCUGCAGAUAAUGCAGCUACUGUACCCUCCUAGUGUAAUAACUUUAAGUAGCCAAAUGAAAAAGAUUGUUUUUAUAAACCAUGUGUAUUUUCCUGUUAUUUAUAUAAGCUGUUUUUCUAAACAUUGUUGAUUUGGAAGUAUGUUAACUAUUACAUAACUGCCUCAGUAUUGCAUGUGAUCACAAUGAGCUGUUUAAGUUUCUGAGAAAUGCAUUACUUUACCUUUAAAUGUUCACAUAAGAGAAUUGCGUGAAUUAAUAUAUUUGUUUAUUUUUUCUUCAAUAAAUAACUACACAUUUAA
This is a messenger RNA of Etheostoma cragini (Arkansas darter), 5093 nucleotides long. RefSeq names its product neuroblast differentiation-associated protein AHNAK. The record is from RefSeq and is a predicted model, not a curated record. NCBI's taxonomy places the organism in Eukaryota, Metazoa, Chordata, Actinopteri, Perciformes, Percidae. Bases 302 to 4645 code for a protein of 1447 amino acids. Gene Ontology annotation, biological process: regulation of RNA splicing. Gene Ontology annotation, cellular component: cytoplasm; nucleus. The transcript is spliced from 5 exons.